Messenger RNA from Phalaenopsis equestris, 1378 nucleotides. RefSeq names its product RPM1-interacting protein 4-like. The transcript has 4 exons. NCBI's taxonomy places the organism in Eukaryota, Viridiplantae, Streptophyta, Magnoliopsida, Asparagales, Orchidaceae. The coding region runs from base 208 to 984 and encodes 258 amino acids. The record is from RefSeq and is a predicted model, not a curated record.
GAGAGGGAGGGAGGGAGGGGAAGAAGCGCGGCAGACUUGCGGUUUUUGUGCGCUUGCUAGCUUAUUUACGUGGUAAAAUCUAGAAUAGUUGACGCUCAUCAAUGCGGGUUCUAUUCGCCUUGUGUUCCUUCACCGUCUUGUAGGAGGGCUUUCUUCUCUGCUGGAAAGGCGAAAGUUUGACUUCUGCCCUGGAAUUCAGCGCGUACCAUGGCACAAAAUGCUCGGGUGCCCCAAUUUGGAAAGUGGGAGAAUGAUGGCAGUGUUCCCUAUACACAAUAUUUUGAGAAUGCCCGAAAGGGAAAGAAUGCAACAAAGCUGUUCAAUCCAAAUGAUCCCCUUCAAAAUCCAGAAGCGUUUCAACAGGAGGGUCCUCUAAUUCAUACCUAUCCACCAUCUAGUCAAGGAUCGGCAAAGGCGAAACAUGAGCGACGAAAGAGUCGAGAAGAUGCUGACAGGAACCAAGCUUCAAAAUACACGAGUGCAGAAGCCUUGCCAUCUCACAAGCUUGUCUCAGGUUCACCAAACAGGCGUCAUGAUCAAGGAAAUUUGGGUCAUCCCCCUAGGAAGCAAAGUCAGAGUAAUGUCGAAUCUGAUCACAGCACCGACCGCUCUCCUGUUCAUCCUCAUCUUCAUUACAGAUCAUCAAGCAAAGGUACGAUUUCUUCUCCUUCUAGAGAAAGGAGAUCCUCAUCAGAUAAGCAUGGACUUGCUCCCAACACUCCAGGAAGGACUAAAAUGAAGCCUAGUGAUCGCAACGAUUAUUCGGUUGAUAAAGGCUCGGCUGUGCCAAAAUUUGGUGAAUGGGAUGUGAUGGAUCCUGCAUCAGCUGAUAGCUACAGUUACAUAUUUAACCAAGUGAGGGAGGAGAAACAUAGUGGUUCUACUAAGAUCCCUUCGAAUUCCCGUGAGUCAAAAUCCAACGGUCAAAAGAAAAGGGUCAACUCUGAAUCCACGGAUCUGUGCUGCUUCUGUUUCAAAAAGUGAAGGAUGUUGUCUGGAUCAAAGAUUUGUCUUAGUUUGUAAAUAUCUCACAGAAGAUCCGGCUACUGCUUAGUUGCUUUGUUGGAAAAGUUUCAUUCUUCUAGAGUGUGUCACUGUCAGCUGGAAGGAAAAGGCAUCAUCAUAGACUUCAUGCUUUUCUCCCUAAGGUAUGGUUCCCACUGAUAUGAGAGGGCAAUUAAGGAAAAUAGAAAUUUAUUUUGCAUGGUCAAUGUUGCAGCAAUUCACUGGAAGUGUCAGUAUGGAUUUCUAAGAGGUUUGUAGCUCCUAUCUGUUGUCAUAUUUAUUACAGUUCUGAUCUUAUCAAUUUAUUUUUUGAGAAAUGUUGCAUGAUUUGAACAUAUGAAGCCCAAAAUGAAUUCCAAUGAAGUUUUUUCUA